AUGAAAUCACUGGAGAAUAAACAAUAUGAACUAGUACAAGUAUUGGUUCAAAAUGAGUUCGAUAUCAAACAACACGGAUCAAGAGCAAUUUAUCAAUUUUUAAGCAAAGCUGACAAAGAUACGCCUGACGAAUUUAUAAAUCAGACGGUAGUUUAUCUACUAGAUAGCGGAAGUUUACCAUCGUACAAAGGUCCACUGCUUGACGCUGCGUGUCGAUUCAAUAUACCGACGGUCAUUCGACAUCUGUUAAAAUACAACAGUGUCAGUGAAUCAUGUUUAAUAUAUGCUAUUGAAAGAGAUUGCAAUCUCGACGUCAUUGAUAUUCUUCUAGAGCACAACUGCUGCGUCACUGCUGAUAUUAUAAUCAAAGCGAUUCAGCUCAAUUCGAAAGAAAAUGUUGAGCAUCUCUUGGCUAGGGGUAAUAUAAAUGUUAAUACUAUCGUUCGUGGAAAAACAUUUCUGAUGUAUGCGUGUCAGUAUUCAACUAUCGGUAUGGUUCAACUGUUGGUAGAUUUGGGUGCUAAUGUAUCGGUAAAAGAUACUGAAGGACAAACGCUUCUCCAUUAUGCAGCCCGAUCAAUGCUGAAUGCUGCCGUUACACUGUUUUUGUUGAUGCAAAAAGGCUGGAAUAUUGAUCUAGAUGCCAAAACUAUCGAUGGUUACACAGCUCUUGAUCUGUGUAUCCUGCCUGAUAUUGCCGAAUAUUUAACAAGUUUCAAUGGCCAUUCACUAGAUGUAUUGCGAUCGUUUCGCGACGAUACAUUUUCCUUAGCCUCGGAUAAGUUCACAAUUGAAUCUGACGAAGACGAAAUAGUACUAGUAGCUCAACUGUUGAAUGAAAUCAUACAAAAAAUCGAACAAAUGAACGAUGAGCAAUUCAGCUUUGCGACCUUGCUCGCUUAA
Didymodactylos carnosus is the source of this 903-nucleotide messenger RNA. The record is from the annotation of a GenBank genome assembly. Lineage: Eukaryota; Metazoa; Rotifera; Eurotatoria; Philodinida; Philodinidae.